AUGGCUGCAGAUGAUUCGCAAUGGAAAACGCCGCACUUUCGACAGAGCGUAGUCGCGAAAAUUGAUGAAGCAAUACAAGUGUCUGGUAUGCCUACAUCAAAGAAUAGCAUUGAAAUGGAGAAUCAUGUUUUUCAAAAAGCUAAAUCUAAGGAGGAAUACUUGGGUUUUGUUGCCAGACUGAUUCUUCAUGUCAGAGAAAUGAAUUCUAAAAAGGGUGCAACUGGUAAUGCAUCAGGUGCAGCUGGUACCAAUAAUCAAGGUAUGCCCGAUCCAAUUGGCGCUCUUCAGACGUUGGCACGUCAGGGCACGGGAAAUAAUCAAAUGAUGGGCAUGGGUGGUCCAGGUUCCAAUCAUCAGGGUAUAAUCCCACAACCACCUGCAAAUACUGCGACUAAUCUGUUGCAAAGUUUAAAUCAACGACCCGGGCAACAAAUGAAUAUGCCUGGUAUGCAGAAUAAAAUGCCGGGUAUGGGCAUGAUGCCGUCGCAAACUGGCGGUCCAAUGAAUCACAUGGGCCCAAUCCAAACAAUGCAAAACAAUCCUAUGUUGACUCAAAUGAAUCAGAUGGGACAAGGCAAUAUUCCUCCACAAAUGAAUCAAAUGGUGCCUGGGCAAAUGGGUCAAUUAGGCGCUGGACAGAUGCAACAAAAUAUGCAGUCCCAGAUGCAGAAUCAACUACCAGGUCAAAUGAAUAAUCAAAUUACGGGACCAAUAGGCAAUAUACAAACUAGUAUGCCGCAACAGAUGAAUCAAAUUGGCCCUGGACAAUUAGGUCCUGGUCAGAUGCAGCAGCAGUUAAAUCAUAUACAAAGAAAACCGGGUGAAAUGAUGAAUGCUGGAUUUCCUGGCCCACGUAACGUUACGCCGAAUCAAUUUUUGAGGCAGAGCCCGUCUCCUUCUGCUCCAAGUCCAGCUGGUUUAGGAGCACCAGCGAGUAAUCAAAUGGUAGCCUCACCUGCUCUAGUACCAUCACCAAGUCCUCAGCAUGCCAUCAUGACAGGACCAACUCGUUCCGUGAAUUCAGUAGGUAUGGCACCGUCUCCAAGUAGCUCCUUAAAUACUCCUGGAGGUGUAGGCGCAACAUCAAGUCCUCAAGAAGAUCAGGCUUACAGAGAUAAAGUCAGACAGCUAAGCAAAUACAUAGAGCCAUUACGAAGAAUGAUUGCCAAGAUGAGCAGCGAAGGAAAUGUCGAUAAACUUAGCAAGAUGAAGAAACUCUUGGAAAUUCUGUCGAAUCCCAGUAAACGUAUGCCAUUGGAUACGUUGCUGAAAUGCGAAGUUGUCCUGGAAAAGUUAGACUUUAAGAGAGGAGAUGGCAGUGUAGGGCCGCCAGUAACGACGUUGAAGGAGCAUCAAAUUUUCAGCCCGCUUUUAGAAGCUGUAAGCGCGCAUCUCCAAAGUCCGGUAAUCAAUCACACGUUACAACGCACUUUUGGACCAUGUUUGGAUGCCUUAUUUGGACCAGAAAUAAAAAAUUUGCCACCACCCUUGAAGAAGCAAAAAAUAGAGGAAUCACCUAGCGAAAUACCAGAUGUAUUACAAGGAGAAAUAGCUAGGCUGGACCAACGGUUUAAAGUCAGUUUAGAUCCAGCACAACAAAGUGGAUCAAAAUGCAUACAAUUGAUAUGCUGGCUUGACGACCGUCAUCUUCCAUGCGUUCCACCGAUCUCAGUUACGGUUCCUGCAGAUUAUCCUUCAACACCGCCUCGCUGCGUUAUGGCACCGCACGAAUACGAAGCAACGACAUUCCUGUGUGCCGUACAAAAGGCCCUUAAUGCUCGCAUCGCAAAAUUGCCGCGCCGUUUCUCUCUUUCUCAAUUGUUAGAUACAUGGGAGAUGAGUGUGCGACAAGCCAGUGCACCAAAGGAAACAUCUAUUACUGCUAGUACAGUUCUGAUGGGUUUAUAGUACAAAUCGCACAAAUAUCUGAUGACGUUUAUGCAACUAGGCUGUUACCGGCAAAAAUGCUCAUAAACUUGAUGGAAAUCUGCAACUAUGCUAUUGUAAUGAAAUAAAUAUAAACUCGUCGAAGGCUGCGUCCUAAUAUUUAUUAUCAGUUCUAAAAAUUUAUAAAAUACGUUACAUAAACUGUAGAUUAUCAGUAUUGACAGUGAGAUCAGAAUGCAUCCAAAAAUUUACAUUAUAACUUUCUUUUGUUAAUAUCAAUAAUAUUAUCUAAUUUUGAUAUUGUAAUUUCAGAAGUUUUCUGUAUUUAUUAGGUUUUUCAGAACAAACUGAAUUGUGAGAAACUUUAAAUCACCGAGGAUUUUCUUAUAACUAGUUUAUCUGUGACAAUUUUUCUUUUAUAUCUUUUUUUUUCAAUUUUAUACGAUUAUUUUGAUUAAUUGCAUAUAGCAAAGUAGCAGUUUUCUCAAAUAUAUAUUCAUGUAUAUAUACAUACAUGCAUAUGUGUAAAUAUAAAUGUAUAGUACAAACAAAAAAUAUAUAUAUACAUAUAAUCGACCGAGAUUUAAACUUUGAAUUCUUUGUUACAAUAGCUAGUACUCUUACUGCUACUCCAAGAUGCCCCACUUUUCUCCCAAUUAUUCCAUUCAUCUAUUAAUACCUAAUGGCUUUAUACGCCUAAGUAUCUUACAUACAUUUUAGAAAAUUUUGGUUCUGUGUAGAGAGAAAAGGGGGUUGGAGAAAGGCAUGAGAGCUAGGUUAAAAUUAAAUUAAUUCUAAUUAAGUUAGCGAAUUGUGUACAAUGUAUUUUGUAACUUAUAGCCUUAUGGGGAUCAAAGAGUAUCUAUCUAUAUGUUAUAGUGAAAUUAUAUAGUUCACUGAUUUCAUAUAGAUUUCUAUAAAAUCUUAGAUCAUUCUAUAAAAUUAAAGCUAUAUUAAUAAAGAUAUAAAAAAUAUAAACGCUUUUUAUAUGCUUAUCUACAUAAUUUUACAAAAAUUAAUUACUAUAUACACAUAUAUAAGCAAAUGAUAUCAAGAUAUUUAUUAUAAAAACUACAUAUAAAAAGAUAAAAGAACGGUUUAUUUUAAGAUUCUAACAAUGCAGCAGAAUAAUAGUGUAUUCGAUACGAUUCCGUGUUGGUGGUUUCUUUUAUAACAAAAUGAAAGAUAAACUGUGCAAGAAAUGCUUAAAAAAAUAAUUGACUUUAACUCGGGUCGAGUUAACAAAUCGAAUACGCUAUUAGACAUACUUAAAAUAAAUUUCUUUUAUCUCUCUAUGCAAUUUUUAUAAUAUAUUAUUUUUUUAGUCUAAUUAAUUGUGUUUUUUAUUUUUUUAUAAAAUUGGUUAGCACGAAAAGGAAAAAUAAAAAUAUUUUUUGGUAUAAUUUUGGUAAAAUUUUAAUAAUUUAGUAAAAUGGUUUUGGUAAUUCUAUUUUCAUUCUUUUCUGCCUUAAUUGUGCUAAACUAUGACGUAUUAUAUAAAUUGAAUUUUUUAAUACAAUAUAUAAAAGGAGAAAAAUAAUAUAUAAAAUGCUAGAAAGAAGGAUUUAAGUAUUUCUUGAAAAAGUAUGCAUAUUUUAAUAUAUAUUAAAUCUGAUAGAUAUGAUAGUAAAUUGAAAUUGUGUAAUCUUGAUAUAAAUUUGAUUAAAAAUGGUAUUUAAAUAAUUAUACACACACAACGCAACACAUUUGUAUAUCACAUGUGUGAUGUAUAAUUAAUAUUACAAUAUAUACAUAUAUAUAUAUAUAUAAAUUUUUUUUAUUACAAUAAUCUAUGUAAGUACUAAUCUAAUUUUUAAUGUUGAUCCAAAUGUAUGUAAAUGAUUUAGUUUAGAAGAUAUAUUAAUAUUCACAAUAUCUAUUGUUUUCUUUCUUUACGCCUGUAUCAUUUCUUUGUAUACUUGUAAAAAACUUUUAGAUUAUGAUGGUUGUAUAAGUAUGUGUAAUAUCGUAUUCGAUUUACAGACUCGACCAGAUUCCGAGUCGUUUUUUUUCUUUUUU
Molecule: messenger RNA, 3906 nt
Organism: Solenopsis invicta (red fire ant)
Lineage: Eukaryota; Metazoa; Arthropoda; Insecta; Hymenoptera; Formicidae
Gene: MED15
Product: mediator of RNA polymerase II transcription subunit 15
Exons: 12
Coding region: 1-1908 (635 amino acids)
Biological process (GO): regulation of DNA-templated transcription
Molecular function (GO): transcription coregulator activity
Source: RefSeq, a predicted model, not a curated record